This is a messenger RNA of Botrytis porri, 387 nucleotides long. RefSeq lists its product as uncharacterized. Bases 1 to 387 code for a protein of 128 amino acids. The record is from RefSeq and is a predicted model, not a curated record. Lineage: Eukaryota; Fungi; Ascomycota; Leotiomycetes; Helotiales; Sclerotiniaceae. The transcript has a single exon.
AUGUUUCUGAAGGCAAACUCGGAGAACAUCCGUUUCGUUCGAACUUCGACGGGUGGGGAAACCUCCCAAAAUCACUCGAGGCCGACGAGAGAAAAUAAUGGCAGUUUAUUGGGUGAUAGAGAAUCUGCAAACCCAUUCAUAUUGUUGAAUGGGAGCACAGCUAGAAAACGCGACUUAAGUGAUACUUCUAGCUUUGAUCCUGCAAUUGACGAAGCGGCUCUAAAAAGACCAGCGAGGAGAAACCCAAACCUUUACCUAAUUUUCCACAUCAAAAAGCGCAUACAUCAGAAAAACUUCUCCAUCAAAGACACCAAGCACGGCUUAAUAAAUCGAGUCAUACAUACUCAGUACGCCGAAGAAAAGGAAAGCGUGCUUCCAGAAGCGUGA